Dibothriocephalus latus is the source of this 282-nucleotide messenger RNA. The record is from the annotation of a GenBank genome assembly. NCBI's taxonomy places the organism in Eukaryota, Metazoa, Platyhelminthes, Cestoda, Diphyllobothriidea, Diphyllobothriidae.
UUAGAAAUCGACGAAGAGGAGGAGGACGAAGACGAGGACUGUGCCUCCCCAGUGAUUGGUGAUCACCCGCUGCAGCCGGUUCCUCGACUGCGGCUGGGUGAGGAGGCAGCGACGGGUGCCAGUGGAAACUCCACUUCACCCAGCAUCACUGGGCGACGAUCCGCGUUGAAUGCACUGCGACUGCUGCAGGAUCCCCCCUCCCCCCUAUCCCUCGUGAAGUUGCACGUCAAGAAGCAGCAGACGCUCCGCAAGCAGAAGGGCCGGUCGGCAGAUCGGAGAUAA